AUGGCCGCCUCCCGCAAGCGUGCCUUCGCCUCCGUCGUUUUCACGGCGAUCGCUUCCUGCGCAGCAGCGCAGACGCCGGGAGGCCCGGGAUCGGACAGUUCAAUGAGUUUCUCCGACGUGAUGGCCAUCUCCUUCUUCAUGGCCAUUUUCUUCCCCGUCUUCGUCGUCCUCCUCGCGUUUGCCUGCCUCCGCCUGUACCGGCCGCCAGACGACCCCCCGGCCGCCGAGAACUCUUCGGCGGAGUGGGCGCACUCGCACCACAAGGAGGGCCUGGACGCCGCCGAGAUCGCGGCGCUGCCGCUAGUGUCCUACCGUGACGUCAAGCAGCACCGGAUCAGCGACGGCCGUGUCGACCCGCUGGAGUGCGCGGUUUGCCUCCUGGAGUUCGACGACGACGACAGCCUGCGCCUCCUCCCGACGUGCCCGCACGCGUUCCACCCGCAGUGCAUCGGCCUCUGGCUCGAGAAGCACGUCACGUGCCCGCUCUGCCGCGCCAGCGUCCUCGACCCGCCGCCGCCUCGAGUGCCAGAUCAGGAGCUGGAAACGCCGGUGCCACCCGGCUCGCCGCCUGUUCACGAUCACCAUACGGUGGUGCUAAUCGAAGACGACCCCGGCCGCGGCGAGGAGGAGGAAGACAGGACCAGGAUCCUCGCGAGGACGCGGCGCGAGGCCGGGCGCGAGGCGCUGCCGCGGUCCAACUCGACGGGGCACGAGCGCGCCGGCGGGAUGGAGCGCUUCCGGCUGCGGCUGCCGGAGCACGUUCGCCUCGAGAUCCUGAUGUCGCACAGGCUGAGGCACGUGACGAGCGCGGUCGCGUCCGUGCGCGUGAGGGAGGGGAGCGCCCACGACCCAGCUGCCGGCGGGAAUUCUGUGCGGAGCGCCGUGGCGAGGCUCUUCUCACUUUUCGCGCCCGGGGAUGGGUGGAGCGGCGACGUCGAGGACAAGUCCGGGGGCUCGUCUCGCUGGCGGCGCGAUGACUCUGCGCGGGGAGCAGGAGAAGACAAGAGAAACGAUUGACGAAAAUGAGAGCGGAACAUUGACCCCAUUGAGGUAGAAAAUGAUUUGGUAGUUGUGCUGGUUUGGUUGUGAACUGUGAUCAGAGAAUUGGAUCAAUUUUCCUUCAGAAUUUCAAGAAACAGAGCGUGAGUGAUCGGCAUUCUAUUUUCUCCGUAGUAUUAGUUCGUACUAGUAGUAAUUGUUCCAGGAUUCACUGUUGAACCGUCAGAGUGAGGAUCCAUAAGGUAAUGUCCCAUACUUCCGGAACCGUCAGAGUAUUUUGUCACAGGAACCACUGGGGAUCAGA
This is a messenger RNA of Aegilops tauschii subsp. strangulata, 1303 nucleotides long. Its product is annotated as RING-H2 finger protein ATL38-like. NCBI's taxonomy places the organism in Eukaryota, Viridiplantae, Streptophyta, Magnoliopsida, Poales, Poaceae. Gene Ontology annotation, biological process: protein ubiquitination. Gene Ontology annotation, molecular function: transferase activity. The record is from RefSeq and is a predicted model, not a curated record.